AAGAAUGCUGCUCCAACGAGCAUGGCGGCGAUCGUCCGUGCUGUCUAAAGCAGAGAGCUUGCGAGCCCACUACUCGUCACACAACAGGAUGCGUUUGCGCGAUGCGCUGCGAGGUCAUACUGCUGCUGCCCCAUUGCACGAGUUUACCAACUCAAUCGAACCAGCGCCAACUUGUGUCCUCCAUCCCAUAGCACUGAACAACGUCGCAGCGGCAACCGCGUUGCUCGUGCAAGAACACAACAACUCUUCAGCGCGUGACACAAGAAACAAUAUUGGAUUGGCUCUGCGACAGGCGCUCGAUACCGACACAUCGUUGCUUCCUUCAUUGAUGUUCCAGGCGGUGUCGGUUCAUGCAACGCUGCCGUCUGACGUAUUCGAGGCCCUCGUUGCACACUGCCGCGACCACUCGCUGUCAAAACUGGCCACUUCGCUCGCCCAUGCUAUCCACAACGACUUGGCCCCACUGCCUUCAUCACCUCACGACUUUAUCACCAUGCUCGUGGACUGUGGUGCCAAUCGCGCCGCCGUAACAGUGUAUGAGAAACUGCAGGAAAGCCACGUCGUGCAUUUGCUCCCAACGCAGGCGAUUUCCAUGCUAUCGUGUCUACAGUGUGUCUACGAUGGAGUCACACCUCGAACGAAGCUCGAGGACAUCCAAACGGACGCCGCAUCGAUCGUUCGAUACUUUCACUACGGUCAUAAGAACAUGGCGAAGGAGGUUCUCGACCUCCUCAAACGUCACGACCAUGUCACUCCACCGGCAUCGCUUGUCCACCAACUGGCUGUCGACCUGAAAACAGUGGGGGCGGACAUCACGCCGUUACUCGAGUAUGCUGUUUUCGAUCGACAAUUGGUACUCGAGCCACACGUGUACCUGACGUGGCUCCAAACCGCGCCGAUGGAUGCGGCCGCGCCAAUGCUGUUGAAGGCCCUCCCUUCUAUCUUGCUCAACUGCAUCUACGGCGACGAGUCCAAUGAGAUAGUCCGCGCGGCCACUCGACAGUGCUUCCGCCAAACAAGACUCUCCCUGGCGAUGGAAUUCUUCAAAGCCGCGUCGCAAAUUGCCGCCCCGCCGCUCGACAAGGACGAUUCGGAACGAUUGCAACCACAACAAGUUGAAGUCAUUUGUCAAGCGGAUGUCGGGUUGCAAUGGGUCAUCACUGCAUUACAAUCCUUUCGUGCCGAGGAAGGCGCUUCGGCUCGUGUGGAAGCGCUGCCCUCGCAUUCCGGCAAAGAGCUGGCCAUUGUCUCGUUGUACUUGCAUCCUCGUGUCUCUCCCGAGGUCGCCGCGGAAAUCGCUCGAUUAGCUCCCGUACGCUUCACCAAGAAUUCACCGCUUGGCGAUCUGCUGGUCAAGUCUGGGCUGUAUCGGAAGCUCACUCGUGCCUUGUGUUUUGACGGGCAAGUUGAGCUCGCGACGUCCCUGUUUGCAUGGCUCCAAGAUAUUCAAAAUGCAGUUGUGCCCUUGGACAUCUGGACGCUGUUCUUUGGGAAAGCCCGACGCCUCAUCACUGACAUUUCAGACGAGACGAACCACCGACAACGUCUUCAAUCUGCGCUCCAUCAGUUCAUCAACCAAUUGGCACGCCAUGCCUAUGCGGGUGAAGACGUGGAUGAAGCUGUCGUCGCCGCGAUGAAGGCAGCGUUGCAUGUGGGGGAUGUCGCCAGCGCCGUACAGCUGCAGAACACGUCAUCAUGGGUUCCCAAAGACGGCACGCAGGACGCUUUGGCCACAGUCUUGGCAGCGGUGCGCGUGAUCGCCGAUCCAUUGAUUCAGCGCAGCGUGUCGAUAUAUUUCCUGGCGAGGAAAGCCCCGGGAGAGGACACUGACACAUGGCCAUCGACCUCGAGCAUCUUUGACGUUCUUGUCAAGAAUGGCAUCCACAUGGGACUGGGAACGUACCGCAAGAUGCUGCUCCAGGUUAUCCAUGACCUGGACAUGGUGACUGCCCACGCAAUGCUGCAGCACGCCCAGAACCACUCGAUUGAGGUGUCACCCGACGUGUUCACCGUAUGCUUUGCACAACAUGCGCACAGCAAGAGGGACCCGGCUGCCUUCGUGUCGCUCCUGAACAGCAUGAGCACGCUGGGUCUGUUGCAAGACAAUGGAGUUGUCUAUCAGGCGGCAAUUCGGGCGUGCAUUGCAGCCAAGAAAUCGAAACUCAUGUGGGGUUGUGUCAAUCGCGCCGAGUCGCGUGGAGUUAUGCUCGAUCGAGAGAUGCUGGGCGAACUGGAAGCACUCCUGUAAUGGAUCGCCCUGUACGAACCUAGGGCGUUGGGUGGGUGCACUGAGGGCAAGCAUCAGGAGAUGGCGCGCCCAUGUAGGUGCAGUUGUGGAGCUCGAGACAUCCCUCCUCUGUAAUCGACAAACUACCAAUAUAGAAUGCGUGCACG
This is a messenger RNA of Aphanomyces invadans, 2394 nucleotides long. RefSeq lists its product as hypothetical. The record is from RefSeq and is a predicted model, not a curated record. The transcript is spliced from 7 exons. The coding region runs from base 5 to 2248 and encodes 747 amino acids. Lineage: Eukaryota; Oomycota; Saprolegniomycetes; Saprolegniales; Verrucalvaceae.